UUUAUAAUAACUCUUUUGUAAGAACUCAAAUCGAAUUCAACUCAUCUGAAAAUGGAAGCUCGAAAGCAAGACAAUGAACACAUUUUCCGCAGUCUAUAUCCAUCUGUGCCCAUUCCCGACAAGCUUACACUGCCUGAGUUUGUGCUCCAAGGAGUAGAAGAAUUCACAGAGAAUGUGGCGUUCGUAGAAGCUGUGACCGGUAAAUCCGUCACGUACGGUGAUGUAGUGAGAGACACAAAGAGGCUAGCCAAAGCGUUGACCUCACUUGGACUAAGGAAAGGUCAAGUAAUGGUUGUGGUUCUACCAAAUGUCGCCGAGUAUGGGAUUAUUGCCCUUGGCAUUAUGUCCGCCGGUGGAGUUUUCUCUGGCGCUAAUCCGACGGCUCUUGUCUCCGAGAUCAAGAAGCAAGUUGAAGCUUCUGGUGCUAGUGGAAUCAUCACUGAUUCUACUAACUUCGAAAAGGUGAAGGCUUUGGGUUUACCAGUAAUAGUGUUAGGUGAAGAGAAGAUCGAAGGAGCAGUGAACUGGAAAGAUCUUCUAGAAGCAGGAGACAGAUCUGGAGAUAACAAUAGAGAGAAGAUUCUUCAGACAGAUCUAUGUGCACUUCCUUUCUCUUCAGGCACAACAGGAUUACAAAAGGGAGUGAUGCUCACACAUCGCAACCUAAUAGCAAAUCUUUGCUCUACUCUCUUCAGCGUCCGGUCUGAAAUGAUCGGCCAGAUCGUGACUCUUGGUUUGAUUCCGUUCUUUCACAUUUACGGUAUCGUUGGAAUCUGUUGUGCUACAAUGAAGAAUAAAGGCAAAGUUGUUGCUAUGAGUCGGUAUGAUCUAAGGCUUUUCUUGAAUGCUUUGAUUACUCAUGAGGUCUUGUUUGCGCCUAUUGUUCCACCUAUUAUAUUGAAUCUUGUCAAGAAUCCGAUCGUCGAUGAGUUUGAUCUUUCUAAGCUUAAACUCCGUUCUGUUAUGACUGCUGCCGCUCCCUUAGCCCCCGAGCUUCUCACUGCCUUUGAAGCCAAGUUUCCUAAUGUUCAAGUCCAAGAGGCUUACGGAUUAACGGAGCAUAGCUGCAUUACUUUAACUCACGGUGAUCCUGAUAAAGGACAAGGAAUCGCGAAACGAAACUCUGUCGGAUUUAUACUUCCGAAUCUCGAGGUGAAGUUCAUAGAUCCUGACACUGGCCGGUCGCUUCCGAAGAACACUUCUGGUGAGCUCUGUGUGAGGAGCCAGUGUGUGAUGCAAGGUUACUUCGAGAACAAGGAAGAGACGGAGAAGACGAUCGAUGAAGAAGGUUGGCUUCACACUGGAGAUGUAGGUUACAUUGAUGAUGAUGGAGACAUUUUCAUCGUUGAUCGCAUCAAAGAACUUAUCAAAUACAAGGGCUUUCAGGUGGCUCCGGCGGAGCUUGAAGCUAUUCUACUCACUCAUCCAUCAGUUGAAGACGUAGCCGUCGUGCCGUUACCGGACGAGGAAGCGGGAGAGAUUCCGGUGGCUUGUGUUGUGAUGAAUCCAAAAGCGAAAGAGAAAGAAGAAGACAUCCUUAGCUUUGUUGCGGCAAAUGUGGCUCACUACAAGAAGAUCAGAGCCGUCCAUUUUGUGGAUUCAAUUCCCAAGUCUCUCUCUGGUAAAAUCAUGAGGAGGCUUCUCAGAGACAACAUCCUCAGCAUCAAGAAAACGCUAUUCUAAGUGGUUGAUUAACGGUUUGGUUAUCCAUUAAUUAGUCGCUUAAUUUAAUCUUCUUUUAUUAAGAAUGUUUUACUAUCAACGUUUUCAACGUUUCUGAUGUUUAACGGAGUAGACAAAACUAAUAACACACCAAGAACAUUCUACCUA
Molecule: messenger RNA, 1830 nt
Organism: Brassica napus (rape)
Lineage: Eukaryota; Viridiplantae; Streptophyta; Magnoliopsida; Brassicales; Brassicaceae
Product: 4-coumarate--CoA ligase-like 1
Exons: 6
Coding region: 52-1683 (543 amino acids)
Biological process (GO): fatty-acyl-CoA biosynthetic process
Molecular function (GO): long-chain fatty acid-CoA ligase activity
Source: RefSeq, a predicted model, not a curated record